Mustela erminea (ermine) is the source of this 6348-nucleotide messenger RNA. It is a transcript of the gene PCDH9, whose product is annotated as protocadherin 9. Gene Ontology annotation, molecular function: calcium ion binding. The transcript is spliced from 5 exons. The record is from RefSeq and is a predicted model, not a curated record. Gene Ontology annotation, cellular component: plasma membrane. Lineage: Eukaryota; Metazoa; Chordata; Mammalia; Carnivora; Mustelidae. Gene Ontology annotation, biological process: homophilic cell-cell adhesion. The coding region runs from base 769 to 4482 and encodes 1237 amino acids.
GGCGGGGGGCGGGGCUCGGCCAGUCACGCCCUCCCUCUGGGCUUAUUGAGAGUUAUAUCAAGAAAUUCAGUUCAGAGAGGAGAGAGGAGAGGGAGAAGGAGAGAGGGGCAGAGGAGAAGGGAGAGAGCGAGAGCAUGCAAGACAGGAAGGAGCGCCUCAGAGUCUCCGAAGCACGAAAGAGAUAACCGAUUAGGAAUUGUUCAGGCAACUGUCAUCCCGGAGAGCAGCCGGAGACCAACCAUCACCCCAACUCUGACGUCUCCUACAAGAAGUUAGAGACUUAAGCGGUAUUGACAUCGGAGAGAAAUGGUAUGCUUGAUGCUGUGGAAAAUACCCCAGAGCUGAAGAAGUGCAACGGGAUGUUGUGUGUGUGUGAAAUACCCGAAGAGCCCAGACCCCGUGGGUAAUAGAGACGAAAUGUGGAGAGAAUGACUAACGACAAAUCUGUGAAUUUGUUCUCUGGAGUUGCUAAUUUGCCAGCCCGAAGCAACACAUUUUACAAGGAGGAAACGUUUUGCUGCUUCUGAUUUUCUCCCCAAACUGGUGCUACCAGAUGCAUGGCUUUCUAUGUGUUGGAACCAAUCAUUCCUAACUGCAGCAUACCGGGAAAGGGGAAAGGUUGAGGCAACUAACUGGCUGUCUCCAAAUAAGCGAUGAGAUGUAAUGCCUCCUCCAGUCCAUGCACGCUUCCUCUUGCAAUUCGUGCAUCAUUCCUCAGUGGAAACCCUUAAACCCUAAAAUCCGGGAAAAGAAAAUAAAUACAUUAUCAUGGACCUGAGGGAUUUUUACCUGUUGGCUGCUCUGAUUGCCUGUUUAAGGCUGGAUUCUGCAAUAGCUCAAGAACUUAUUUACACUAUUAGAGAGGAAUUGCCUGAAAAUGUGCCCAUAGGAAACAUACCAAAGGAUCUGAACAUUUCUCACAUCAAUGCUGCCACAGGGACCAGUGCCAGCCUUGUCUACAGACUGGUUUCUAAAGCUGGGGAUGCCCCUUUGGUGAAAGUAUCCAGUAGCACUGGGGAGAUUUUCACAACCUCCAAUAGAAUAGACAGAGAAAAACUCUGUGCUGGAGCCUCUUAUGCUGAGGAGAAUGAGUGUUUCUUUGAACUUGAGGUAGUGAUCCUCCCCAAUGAUUUUUUCAGGCUGAUCAAAAUAAAAAUAAUUGUCAAGGAUACCAAUGAUAAUGCCCCCAUGUUUCCAUCUCCUGUCAUCAAUAUUUCCAUUCCAGAAAACACUUUGAUCAACAGCCGCUUUCCAAUUCCAUCAGCAACAGAUCCUGACACAGGCUUCAAUGGUGUUCAGCAUUAUGAAUUGUUAAAUGGGCAGAGUGUUUUUGGACUGGAUAUCGUGGAAACUCCGGAGGGAGAGAAGUGGCCACAAUUGAUUGUUCAGCAAAACUUGGACAGAGAACAGAAAGAUACCUAUGUGAUGAAAAUCAAAGUAGAGGAUGGAGGCACUCCACAGAAAUCCAGCACAGCCAUACUGCAGGUCACAGUAAGUGAUGUAAAUGACAACAGGCCAGUGUUUAAAGAGGGUCAAGUGGAGGUGCACAUUCCAGAGAACGCUCCGGUAGGCACCUCUGUAAUUCAGCUCCAUGCCACUGAUGCAGAUAUAGGCAGUAAUGCUGAAAUACGGUACAUUUUUGGUGCCCAGGUCGCCCCUGCAACCAAAAGACUCUUUGCUUUAAAUAAUACUACUGGGCUGAUAACAGUUCAGAGGUCCUUAGAUCGAGAGGAGACGGCCAUUCACAAAGUGACAGUGCUGGCUAGCGAUGGCAGCUCCACACCCGCUCGAGCAACGGUUACCAUCAAUGUCACUGAUGUCAAUGAUAACCCUCCUAACAUAGACCUCAGGUACAUUAUAAGUCCCAUCAAUGGCACAGUGUAUUUAUCUGAGAAAGAUCCUGUCAAUACAAAGAUUGCGCUAAUUACAGUUUCAGAUAAGGACACAGAUGUGAAUGGCAAAGUGAUCUGUUUUAUUGAGAGAGAGGUCCCAUUUCAUUUGAAGGCGGUGUACGACAACCAAUAUUUGUUAGAGACCUCCUCUUUGUUGGACUAUGAGGGCACCAAAGAAUUCAGCUUUAAAAUUGUUGCCUCUGAUUCCGGGAAGCCCAGUUUAAAUCAGACUGCCCUGGUAAGGGUUAAGCUUGAGGACGAAAAUGACAACCCACCAAUUUUCAACCAGCCUGUAAUUGAGCUGUCAGUUUCUGAAAACAACCGACGUGGGUUAUACUUAACAACUAUUAGUGCCACAGAUGAAGACAGUGGGAAAAAUGCGGACAUUGUUUAUCAGCUUGGGCCGAAUGCCUCCUUCUUUGAUCUGGACCGAAAGACAGGAGUUUUGACAGCCUCCAGAGUCUUUGACAGAGAAGAACAAGAACGUUUCAUUUUUACAGUAACUGCCAGGGACAAUGGGACCCCUCCCCUCCAAAGCCAAGCGGCUGUGAUAGUUACUGUUCUGGACGAGAAUGACAAUAGCCCCAAGUUUACUCAUAAUCAUUUUCAAUUUUUUGUGUCUGAGAAUCUGCCAAAGUAUAGUACCGUGGGGGUAAUCACAGUGACAGAUGCAGAUGCUGGGGAGAAUAAAGCUGUGACUCUUUCCAUUCUAAAUGACAAUGAUAAUUUUGUGUUGGAUCCCUAUUCUGGAGUCAUAAAGUCAAAUGUCUCCUUUGAUAGAGAGCAGCAGAGUUCCUACACUUUCGAUGUCAAAGCCACUGACGGAGGACAACCACCCCGCUCCUCUACUGCAAAAGUCACUAUCAAUGUCAUGGAUGUCAAUGACAAUAGCCCAGUUGUCAUUUCUCCACCUUCCAACACUUCUUUUAAGUUGGUGCCCCUCUCGGCCAUUCCUGGCUCUGUGGUAGCAGAAGUUUUCGCCGUGGAUAUUGACACUGGGAUGAACGCCGAACUCAAGUAUACAAUUGUGAGUGGGAACAACAAAGGCUUGUUUCGGAUUGAUCCAGUAACAGGUAACAUUACUCUGGAAGAGAAACCGGCGCCUACUGACGUGGGCUUGCACCGUUUGGUCGUCAACAUAAGUGACCUGGGAUACCCAAAGUCUUUGCACACACUCGUGCUUGUUUUUCUCUACGUUAACGACACUGCUGGGAAUGCCUCCUAUAUCUAUGACUUGAUUCGCAGGACUAUGGAGACCCCACUGGACAGGAACAUAGGGGACAGCAGCCAGCCCUAUCAAAAUGAGGACUAUCUCACCAUCAUGAUCGCCAUUGUUGCAGGUGCCAUGGUGGUCAUAGUCGUGAUCUUUGUCACUGUCCUGGUGCGCUGUCGCCAUGCAUCCAGAUUUAAAGCAGCCCAGAGGAGCAAGCAGGGUGCUGAGUGGAUGUCCCCGAACCAGGAGAACAAACAAAACAAGAAAAAGAAAAGGAAGAAAAGAAAGUCUCCCAAGAGCUCUCUUUUGAACUUUGUUACAAUCGAAGAGUCCAAACCCGAUGAUGCAGUGCACGAACCUAUCAACGGGACCAUAAGUCUGCCGGCUGAGCUGGAGGAGCAAAGCAUAGGAAGGUUUGACUGGGGCCCGGCCCCUCCCACCACCUUCAAGCCUAACAGCCCUGACCUGGCAAAGCACUACAAAUCUGCUUCUCCACAGCCUGCUUUCCAUCUUAAACCAGACACUCCAGUCUCCGUGAAAAAGCAUCAUGUGAUUCAGGAACUCCCUUUGGACAACACCUUUGUCGGGGGUUGUGACACCCUUUCCAAACGCUCUUCCACUAGUUCAGAUCACUUCAGUGCCUCAGAGUGCAGUUCCCAAGGAGGCUUCAAGACAAAGGGCCCCUUACACACCAGACAGUGUAACUCACACAGCAAAAGUGACAAUAUUCCUGUCACUCCUCAGAAAUGUCCCAGCUCUGCGGGUUUCCACAUUCAGGAGAAUGAAGAAAGCCAUUACGAGUCGCAGCGCCGGGUUACGUUUCACCUCCCCGAUGGCUCCCAGGAAAGCUGCAGUGACAGUGGUCUAGGAGACCACGAGCCGGUGGGUAGUGGCACCCUGAUCUCACACCCUCUUCCUCUGGUUCAGCCACAGGACGAAUUCUACGACCAGGCCUCUCCGGACAAGAGGACCGAAGCAGAUGGCAACUCUGACCCCAACUCUGAUGGGCCUUUGGGUCCCCGAGGAUUAGCUGAAGCUACAGAGAUGUGCACUCAAGAGUGCUUGGUUUUGGGUCACUCUGAUAAUUGCUGGAUGCCUCCUGGCUUGGGUCCAUAUCAACACCCUAAAUCUCCUCUCUCAACCUUUGCACCCCAGAAAAAAUGGGUCAAGAAGGACAAGCUUGUGAAUGGGCACACCCUUACCAGAUCCUGGAAAGAAGAUAGCAACAGGAACCAGUUCAAUGACCGUAAGCAGUAUGGCUCCAAUGAAGGCCAUUUCAACAAUGGCAGCCACAUGACAGACAUUCCUCUGGCAAAUCUGAAGUCUUAUAAGCAAGCGGGAGGUACUAUUGAGAGUCCGAAGGAGCACCAACUCUAAAAAAAAAAAAAAAAAAAAAAAAAAAAGCUAUAUGGGACCUAAUAACUUUAAUCUAAAUAGACAUGCUAAUACCCUGUGUGUCAGAGCUUUAUGUAUUCAAUAGAUCUCUAUAACUAUGCCCCUUUAUAACAGGGAUAUCCAUAACUUUGUGUUAGCACCAUGGAGGAUACAAAAUUUUACAACAUAAAAGAGAAGAUAGUUCUACUAGCCAUGUGAUCUUGUUUACUAGAAUUGAUUAAACUCUCCAGAGAUCACUCCAUUGUGCAAAUAUCCAUUUUUUUGUUUUUGUUUUGUUUUUUGUUUUGUUGUUGUUGUUGUUUUUUAAUUGAAUUUUACUUUUGACCCUGGACUGCUGCUAUGAACAAUAGAAUAUGCAUUUGGAGAGUAAGAAAGUUCCGUGGAUUAGAGUGACUGACAAACAUAUCCAGUUAGAAAUUUGUGCUCUUUUUGUCAUUGAUUUGUGCUGGGACUGCUAUACUUGACAUUAUACUUCAAGCGAAAUUUAAAAGAUAAGCAUUAAACCUAUCGUGCUGUUAACAACGUUAGUGGAUACUUGUAAGUCAAUCAGUGUUAAAGUAUUUGUAAAUAGAAGCAAGUUAUUAUUAACAACUUUUGUGUACUUACGAUGUUCACCUAAAAACUGUUGUAGCAUAACUCUGUGUUUUAUGGUUGCUUCUUCCUUCUUCUUAAUUUGCCUCUUUGUCGUUAUUUUUGUUGUUUCUUUUAGUGAGGUGUUUCUGCGUUAGUAGUCUGUCUUGACACACAUUGUUCAAAGGAUCUCAAAUACUUGUGUUUAAAAAAAGGUUCUGGAAUCUUGCUUCUUCUGUGACCGCUUAUGAUGCUAGGAUUCUGUAAAAAAUAAAGAUAAGACGAAAAGUUUAUAUAAAAACAGGACUUCUGCAAAAGCUUGGAAAUUCAGAACCUAUUUUCUUGACAUCCUUGUUUUCAGAGUAGGCGAAGCAAAAUCACUUAAUUAGUAGCAUUAAGUGAGAGAGUAAGGGGAAAGUGUUAGCCUUCAGAAAGUAAUAUAAUAUCCUGUACUUGUCACUCAUACAAAACUAAUGUAUCAAAAUUAGCAUAUAUCGAAGAAAAAUUACUAUUCAAAAAUAGUUUCAACUGGGCAAAUGUGUGUCUACAACUUUGUUGAAAUGGCAGAGUUUGUGUUGAUCCUCAUAUACGAUAAUGUUGUUGUAACACAAGUGUUAGACCAUAGCCACAAAAUAUUUAAUGUGUUGUGCCUUCAUGAUGUAACAGAACAUUCUCCAGGUAGGCUAGUUGGGGGAAAUAAAGGGAUAAAUCUCUAAUUAUUGCUGUUUAACUGUUUGUUAUCAUAGUCGGUCAAUGCCUGGCGGGUACCAGCAUCUUGUCACUUAGGUCAAACCAGCAGAGUGACAACUAAUGUUAAUAAGAUCUCAGUUGCACGUGCAAACAAAUCCAAAUUCGAACAUUCUUAGGAGGUUUUUGUUAAGGCAUGACAGAUGAUUUAAACAAAUAAAUAGCAUGCAACAAAAUGUCUUUAUUGAAAGAAGUGAAAGUUAUCUUAAUGCCACGGUUCAACAUCAGUUUAAAAGUAAAAAAAAUAAAUAAAUAAAAAAUUAAAAAAAAAAAGGUUUGCUAAUCUGAUAGUUAAUUUGUUCUUACCAAAAAUAAAAUUACUUUGUAAAUAGCAAUUCACGUUUUUCCACAGUAUAAUGGAAAAUAAUGGGUAGGGGUGCAUUGCUUAUUGCAGUACAUUUUUGUCGGUUUGUGAGGGGUGUUUGAUGACUUUGACAGAAUAAAUAUCUAAACAAUUAUCCUUGUUACUGCUUUGCCAGUUCUACGUUAUUUACAACUAUUCAGCUCUUGCAAUAAAUGUUCUGAAUUCCU